Molecule: messenger RNA, 291 nt
Organism: Adineta ricciae
Lineage: Eukaryota; Metazoa; Rotifera; Eurotatoria; Adinetida; Adinetidae
Source: the annotation of a GenBank genome assembly
AUGCAAGGAAAAAUUAUGAAUACAAUGGAAUUAGACAAAACGGUUCGUUCAUCGUCAACUUUUCAACGAUUUCUUCAAUGGAUCGAGGAUAAGAAAAAAUAUGCCGAUGAAUUCUCAGAUAAAUUAGGAACAAUAGAAGACUUCGUUGAAGUUAUUCGAAAUAUAAUACAAGGCAAUAUUCUAAACCUGUCGUGUUGCUUCUGUCUUGGUAUAACUAUGACAAUAUCUGUCACAAGUAUUGCAGUUGGUGUUGGACUUGGAACAGGUAUUGGAUGUUUUCGAAAUAAUUAA